UCAGGCAAGAUGGCUGCUCCCAACCAAAUCGCCGGGGAGUUUGAAAACUGGCUGAACGAUCGGCUAGACUCGUUGGAAGUAGACCGAGAAGUUUACGGAGCUUACAUUCUCGGAGUGCUUCAGGAAGAGGAGAACGAUGAAGAGAAAAGGGAUGCUUUAGAAGGCAUUCUCUCCGCUUUUCUGGAAGAAGACACGCUAAUGGAGGUUUGUCAGCAGAUCUUAAAACAGUGGACUGAUUGCUACAGCAGAUCUAAAUUGAAGGGGAAUCAGGCAGAUGAUGAGGUUCAGGCCAUUGCCAGUAUGAUAGAGAAGCAGGCCCAGAUUGUGGUCAAACAGAAGGAGGUGUCAGAGGAGGCCAGGAAAAGGAAAGAGACUCUGCUUGCCCAGUAUGCUAAUGUCACGGAUGAGGAGGAUGAAGAUGACGAGGAAGAGCAAACUGCUGUGGGAAUACCCAGUGACAAAUCCCUUUUCAAAAACACUAACAUCGAGGAAGUUCUGAACCGCCGCAAGCAUCAGCGUGACCAGGCCAAAGAGGACUCACAGAAGAAGAAGGAACAAGACAAGAUGCAACGCGAGAAAGACAAACUCGCCAAACAGGAGCGCAAGGACAAAGAGAAGAAACGCACACAGAAGGGAGAACGCAAGAGAUAGAGAUAAAAUGCAACUAAGAAAACUCUUGUGGACUAUACAAUAAGGUUCUUUACAAUAAGAGAAAAUACAAUGCAACCUCAUCUGACAAUGUAUGCACCCAUAUCUUGGUCCAAUAUCAUUUAUUGGCUUGUACCAAACCAGCAACUGGGUAAAAAAUUGUAUCACAAUAACCCAUUCAUGUAUUACUGGUGCCGACUGCUGUGUUACAUGUUUUAUCAUUUACCAGCAGCUUUUGCCUUGACAGAAUUUCAUAUAUCCUGUGAACCUGUUUAUUUUUAUAUUUUCUACAGGCUACUUCUUAGUAGCACUCCAGUGUUUUUUAAGACACGGUAACGUCGAGACACACAGGAAAAAUAUUUAUUUUGAUCAAAAGCAUUUUCAAAGCAGCAUGAAACUAUUUGAAGCCUUCUCGUCAUGUAGCAAAAUAUGGAGAGGGCUCAGAGACAACCCAAAGAUGGAGACAGACAAUUCAGUAGGGGAAUAUAACAACACGUUUAUGUACAAUUAAAGGGAUAGAGCACCCAAAAAUGAAACUUCUCUCAUCAAUUACUCACCCUCAUGCCAUCCCAGAUGUGUAUGACUUACUUUCUUUUGCAGAACACACAAAGAUUUUUAGAAGGCUAUUUCAGCUCUUUAGGUCCAUUCAAUGCAAUAUGCGAGAAGUUUUAGGUGAACUAUCCAUUUAAACAUCCCACAGCAACAGCUCAUGUGGAUGUUUGUCUCCGUUGUGUGGUUUAUUUUUAUGCUUUGCUGAACAGUGAACUUCUGUGAUGUCCUUUCAGGCAAGUGAGAAGGGUAAUAAUGAGUGUGUGUGUGUGUAUAUAUAUAUAUAUAUAUAUAUAUAUAUAUAUAUACACAUAUAUAUACACACACACACACACACAGUUACCACGCUUGGCACAAACAUAUGUCACUUAGCAGUGGUCAAAAAGGAUUUCCAAAACAGCUUUUUUAUUAUAAACUCAGAUAUGUGGAUUCAGAUGGUAAUUAAAUUACCACACGACCUUGGUGUUUGUCAAAAAACAGUAGGUAAUGUGACCGGGAAUUUUCUUGCGGUAGGUGGGAGGAAAAACACAUUUCGGACGGCAAUAAAAUCACUGAAUACCCCCUGUAAAUGCUGGAAUUACCACACGUCCCCAUGUAAAAUAAUUGCUGUCCAAAUAGGGCUAAGGUCUAACUCGGAUAACCACUCUGUACAAUUGUGGUGAGAAGAAUAGCAUUUCAGAAUGCUAUUCUGAGAUACGAGUUGCCGCUGUUUUGGUGGCAUGAGGGGGACAGUUGAAGUCAGAAGUUUACAUAUACCUUUGCCAAAUAUAUUUAAACUCUGUUUUUCACAAUUCCUUGUUUAAUUGUAGAAAACAUUCCCUGUCUUAAGUCAGUUAGGAUUAGUAUUCGAGAAUGAUUUCAGCUUUUAUUUCUUUCAUCACAAUUCCAGUGGCUGCAUAAAGGCACAGUUAAAUUAAUGUAUGUAAACAUUCAUUUACUAUCAUUUGUGAUAGUCAAUUAAAAGUGAAACAAUCUGUAUGUAAACAAUUGUUUGAAAAAUUACCCAUGUCAUGUAUGAAGUAGGUGUCCUAAACAACUUGCCAAAACUAUAGUUUGCUAAUAUGAAAUCUGUGGAGUGAUUAAAAAAUAAGGUAUAGUGACUGGAAAACUUCUGACUUCUAGAUUAUAUAUAUAUAAUUGACAAUUGUUCAUUUGAAGCUGCUACAUAUUGUGACGAUACCUUAAGCCUUCUCAUGUACUGUCAGGCUGCACUGUAACAAAUAUCUUUUGUUUGUAAAAACUCGUAACAUCAAAUUAUUUGAGCCCUCUUUUAUCAGAGAUACAGUAUUUUACAAUUUUGUAUGCUUAAACAUCCCAAAAUUGGUACAAUAAAUUAGAGUUGAGUAAAUGAACAUUUGUGUUAAAUCUUGACUGCUGUGUCCAGAUAAA
This is a messenger RNA of Xyrauchen texanus (razorback sucker), 2586 nucleotides long. Its product is annotated as coiled-coil domain-containing protein 43. Lineage: Eukaryota; Metazoa; Chordata; Actinopteri; Cypriniformes; Catostomidae. The transcript has 5 exons. The record is from RefSeq and is a predicted model, not a curated record. The coding region runs from base 10 to 651 and encodes 213 amino acids.